Hyphopichia burtonii NRRL Y-1933 is the source of this 1266-nucleotide messenger RNA. RefSeq names its product SCF E2 ubiquitin-protein ligase catalytic subunit (gene CDC34). Gene Ontology annotation, molecular function: ubiquitin conjugating enzyme activity. The record is from RefSeq and is a predicted model, not a curated record. Lineage: Eukaryota; Fungi; Ascomycota; Pichiomycetes; Serinales; Debaryomycetaceae. The coding region runs from base 375 to 1100 and encodes 241 amino acids. The transcript has a single exon. Gene Ontology annotation, biological process: protein polyubiquitination; proteasome-mediated ubiquitin-dependent protein catabolic process.
GCUUUAUUUGGAAUUCUGAUUCACCGCACAAUUUCAUGCCAAAAAAGCAGUGAGAAAAAGAAAAGCUUUACUCACUAAUCGGUAACCUCUUCAUUUCAUUUUCUUUUUAUUAGUGUUUUCUUCUAAUAGCUUCAACUAACAACAUAUACCGUUUUGUUGAGCUAUACCUUUCCGUUGUUUCUUGGUCUGUCACUGUAACCAAGCUUUGCUGUUUGCACUCUGUACUUUCCUCAUUGAUCAGAAGACCUGACAAAUACAAAUAGAGUACACCCCAAAAAGAACGAAGAAAAAAAAAAUUAACAUCAUACAAAAGAUUGGAAAUACAAAUACAUUUCUAAGACUGGAAUAUAAUACAAGUUAUUUGAAAGUAGUUCAUGAUGAGUUCCAAGACCGCUGCUGCCAUUUUGUCACGACAAUUUAAAGACUUGACCGAUCCCAAAAAGGGGAUUCCAUCGUUCCAUAUCGAACUUGAUGAUGAUAACAUUUUCCUUUGGAAUAUUGGGAUUAUGGUAUUGAAUAAAGACUCGAUGUAUCAUGGGGGUUAUUUCAAAGGUCAAAUGAGAUUCCCAUCGGAUUUCCCCUUUGUUCCACCCACCUUCCGUUUCACCCCGGCAAUUUACCACCCAAACGUUUACCGAGAUGGUCGUUUAUGUAUUUCCAUUUUACACCAGGGUGGAGACCCAACUUCGGAUGAACCAGAUUCAGAGACUUGGUCUCCUGCGCAAACCGUGGAGAGUGUUUUGAUUUCAAUCAUUAGUCUUUUGGAAGACCCCAAUGUUUCUUCGCCGGCCAAUAUCGAUGCUUCGGUGGAAUUACGUAAGAACCCAGAAGCUUAUAAAAAGAAGGUUUUACAAGAAGUUGAACGGUCCAAAACCGACAUUCCAGAGGAUUUCGUGAUGCCAGAACUGGAGUUGCAUGCUUAUGGCAAUGGUGGUUCUGCUAAUAAAGAUUUGGAACAAGAACCAGUCGACGAAGACUUUUGGUACGAUAGUGAAGAAGAAGAAAGCUACGAUGAAGAAAGCUUAAUGGACGAUAUCGAAGAUGAUGACGAUGACGAAGAAGAAGAAGAAGAAGCUGAUGACAUGGUUGUUACAAAAUAAUAUAGAAAUGUGCAUUUAUCCUUUUAAUUUUUUUUUGUUUUUUUUUGGUUUUUUGUCUCUCUCUGGUUUGUUAUUAUCUUAUUCGUCAUCGGUGAGUCCUAAGACUCAUUACUAGCACAAGUUUAUGAUUUUUCCCUUCUUUAUUUUAACGUCUUUUCAUUUUCAU